CUCAAUUGAAUACCUUUAAAUUUUAAUUGAUUUUUUAAAAUCCCAAUUGAAUACCUAUUUGACUUUUUAAAUCCAAAAAAAUCUUGAAUACACCCCUAACUUCCUCACUCGCAAGAGUAAAUUUUAAGGGAAAUUGGGGCUGACAUUCCAAGCUCCAGAACAAGAUCAUGGCUGCGGUUGCGUCAAUGCCAGCUUCAUUUUGGGCUUCUUCUCCUUCAGUGCCUACAAAAUCCAGAACCACAUUUUCCAAUGUCAAAUCCAGACUUUCUCUUCCUCUGAACAAAUCCCAUAGUUUUUCCAAUUUUUUCCCCACAUUCCCUUCUCGUUUCUCUUUAAGGUCGUCUGGUUUCAGUCUUACCACUCCCAUAUCUGCUUCAUCUUCUUCUGGAAAUGCAGAUUACAGGCAGGAACCGGCAACCAAAGUAAAAUUCCAAGCAUCAUUGAGCAUCCCAGGUUGCUCAGAAUCUUUGUCUUUGGUUGGGACAGGAUAUAGGGAAAAGGUGUUUGCGUUAAUAGGCGUGAAGGUCUAUGCUGUGGGGCUACAUGUCAAUGAAUCCAUCUUUGGUAAGUUAGAUGCGUGGAGAGGACGCUCGGCAGCCGAGAUGAUGAAGGAUUCCUUCUUGUUUGAGACCAUAUUCAAAGUUCCUAUGGAGAAAUCCAUAAGCAUUGUUUUAGUGAGAGAUGUUGAUGGUAAAACAUUCUGGGAUUCAUUGAAUGAAGCCAUUUCUCCAAGAAUCAAAUCACCUUCUCCGGAUGACGAGACAGCCCUUUCCACUUUUCGUAGCAUCUUGGGAGGGAGGCCUCUAAAGAAGGGAACCUCCAUAGUAUUGGCGUGGAUGAACUCGGCCCAAAUGCUUGUUUGUGUGUCAUCUUCAUCUGAUGCAACAACCCCUUCUUCAGUCGAUGCUAAGAUUGAAUCAGCAAACGUUACGUCAGCCCUCUUUGACGUUUUUCUUGGAAGCAAUGCGAUUUCUCCAUCCUUGAAAGCAUCGGUUACGAAUGGAUUGGAAGUAGCACUUAAGCGAAGGCCAUGAUAAGUUGCAAGUACCCUUUUUUUCUUCUUUUCCUCUCGGAAUCCAGACGUGUAAGAGAGUCAGUAGGUAGCUUAUUGCCCUUGAAAUCCAUUGCUCCAAAUUUUAAUGUCAAAAGGUUGAUUAUAUGUAUACCAAUGUUAUAUCAAAGCACUUGCAUGACAAUCUUUUUUUUUUCUUUCUAAAACCUCCCUCCUUUCUCUUCUCCUUUCCUUGCAAAACCGUGAAAAUAAGGUGGCGCUUCUAGGAAUACAAGUGACAGGGGGCG
Molecule: messenger RNA, 1299 nt
Organism: Cuscuta campestris
Lineage: Eukaryota; Viridiplantae; Streptophyta; Magnoliopsida; Solanales; Convolvulaceae
Source: the annotation of a GenBank genome assembly